Messenger RNA from Harmonia axyridis, 1013 nucleotides. RefSeq names its product persulfide dioxygenase ETHE1, mitochondrial. NCBI's taxonomy places the organism in Eukaryota, Metazoa, Arthropoda, Insecta, Coleoptera, Coccinellidae. Gene Ontology annotation, biological process: glutathione metabolic process; hydrogen sulfide metabolic process. The coding region runs from base 135 to 890 and encodes 251 amino acids. The record is from RefSeq and is a predicted model, not a curated record. The transcript has a single exon. Gene Ontology annotation, molecular function: sulfur dioxygenase activity.
CCCACUGACACACUUACAAUAAUAAAGUAUAAUACAUAAUUUCAAACUUUGACCUCUGAGUAAUUGAACAAACAUCAAAAUUUCCCAAGUGAUAAUGAAUACUCCAAUAAAUCAUACGAUUUUCCUCUGAAGUAAUGGCUGUGAAAACAAGUAUUAAUCACAAAAACCGUUUGAUUUUCCGACAAUUGUUGGAUAGUGUUAGCUGUACUUAUACAUAUUUACUAGGAGAUUUCGAAAAGAAAGAAUGUAUACUUAUAGAUCCCGUGCUGGAGCAUGCAAAAAGAGAUUUCAAUUUAGUGAAGGAACUCGGUUUGAAGCUAUCUUAUGCACUCAACACUCAUAUGCAUGCAGAUCACAUAACAGGAACUGGAUACUUGAAAAAAUUAUCAGGUUGCAAAUCGGUGAUCUCCAAAGCUAGUGGGGCACAAGCCGAUAUUCAUUUAGAAGACGAAGAAUUAUUUUCAUUAGGAAAUAUAUGUCUAAAAGUACUCUCUACACCUGGUCAUACAAAUGGAUGUGUUUCUUAUUACUGUGAAGAACAACAAAUGGUUUUCACUGGUGAUGCUCUACUAAUAAGAGGCUGUGGUAGAACGGAUUUCCAAGAAGGGAACCCCGCAACUCUUUAUAAAUCAGUUCACUCUAAACUAUUCACUUUACCACACGAAACUGUGGUUUACCCUGCGCAUGAUUACAGGGGAGUUAUGUCUUCCACCAUUGCUGAAGAGAUCAAAUAUAAUUCUAGAUUAACAAAAAAUAUGGAAGAAUUUAUUGAUAUUAUGAACAAUUUGAAUUUAGGAUAUCCAAAACAGAUUGAUAAAGCUUUACCUGCAAACAAAGUAUGUGGAUUACAUGAUAUUCCUGAGGAUAUUUCUCAAAAUAUUGUACAAUAGAGAAGUGAUAAAAAUUAUAUAAGCAUAUUUUUCAAACAAUUGUUGAAAGAUCGUUUACUAAAACGUAAUUCUAAGAACAAAUAAUAUAUAAUUGUAAUUAUAACAAUAAAAUUUUAUAUUGUU